ACACACACACACACACACACACACACACUCUCUCGCUCUCUCUCUCUCUGUUGACGAGCGCGCGCGCUGCAGAUCAGGAUUAAAGAUGGUUCUGCGGAACUUGUUCCGGGCCAUAAUCAUGGGUCCGCCCGGUUCGGGGAAAGGAACCGUGUCGUCUCGGAUUACUGAAAGUUUCGGGCUUCAGCAUCUGUCCAGUGGGGACCUGCUGAGGGCCAACAUCAAAGCCAAGAGCGAACUGGGUCUUCUGAUGAAGUCAUGUAUAGAUCAGGGUCAGCUGGUUCCUGAUGAUGUCAUCUCUCGCCUCAUCCUGGCCAGCCUGAGAGACAUGGAGCAUAGCAGCUGGCUGUUAGAUGGUUUCCCCCGGACAGUGUCGCAGGCUGAGAGUUUGGACAGCGUCUUCACUGUGGACACAGUCAUCAACCUGGACGUGCCAUUCGAGACCAUUAAGGAGCGUCUGACGUCUCGCUGGGUUCACCUGUCGAGCGGCCGAGUCUACAACACCGACUUCAACCCUCCCAGAAUCCCAGGUCUCGAUGAUGUCACAGGUGAGCCGUUGACACAGAGAGAUGACGACACACCUGAAACAGUGACCCGCAGACUGAAGGCGUAUGAAACCCAGACUCAACCAGUUCUGGAAUAUUACAGGAGUAAAGGAGCUUUGGCGACGUUCACCGGAACUGAAACCAAUAAGAUCUGGCCUCAUGUUCACGCUUUCCUCUCAAAGAAAAUCCCACAGACUCAGCAGGUCCGAGGAGGAGUUUAGCCGAGUCUCGAUGGGAAGAAUCUGAUUUUGUUUAGAAUUUUAUUCAUUUUAAUUUUCAUGGUAUUUUUGACCACAUUUUUUAAUCAUAGACAUUUUUUUGCACGCAGCAAAGCAUUUCAGCUGAACCGCAGUUUAGUUUGUUUUUUAUUCUCUUUUUAUUCCACCGGCGCACUGGGGUGAGUUUUAGUUUCUAAAACUGUUCUUUUCAUUUUUAGAGUUUGAUUCAGCAUCAACACGACACCCCCCCCCCACACACACACACACCUCCCCACCCCCUUCACAGUCUUUGAAGGACUUCAUUAGAAAAUAUAUCUAAUUAUUUUUUUUGUAUUUUUAAACCAUUAAAACAUUUAAAACAUUUCUGAGAGAGAAAAAAGAAAGAGGGAAAAAGAUCAGAAACAGAUCAGAUGAUUUAAAUAAACAAGAGAAAACGAGAACAAGCUAAAAAAUUUAAUAAUAAUAAAUCCUUGAAAUGGGAGAGAAGAAAUGUUUUGUGCAGAAAGAGAGAAAUGACUCAAUCCAAAAUGUUUGAAAUAAAACAUAAAAUAAAAAGAUAUCAAAGGGAGGAGAAAAUAUAUAUAUAUAUAUAUAUAUAUAUAUAUA
Messenger RNA from Tachysurus vachellii, 1366 nucleotides. It is a transcript of the gene ak3, whose product is annotated as adenylate kinase 3. Gene Ontology annotation, molecular function: AMP kinase activity; ATP binding. The coding region runs from base 86 to 763 and encodes 225 amino acids. The transcript is spliced from 5 exons. Gene Ontology annotation, biological process: nucleobase-containing compound metabolic process. The record is from RefSeq and is a predicted model, not a curated record. Lineage: Eukaryota; Metazoa; Chordata; Actinopteri; Siluriformes; Bagridae. Gene Ontology annotation, cellular component: cytoplasm; mitochondrion.